Messenger RNA from Pocillopora damicornis (cauliflower coral), 1230 nucleotides. RefSeq lists its product as uncharacterized. NCBI's taxonomy places the organism in Eukaryota, Metazoa, Cnidaria, Anthozoa, Scleractinia, Pocilloporidae. The record is from RefSeq and is a predicted model, not a curated record.
AUUUUGAACGGUGGAGUUAAGUAGAGUAAGAUGAACUCAUAUUUCGCGUAUUUAUGGCUCAAAUUUGGGACGAUUCUGCUGCUAACUACUGCAAUCUCUUCAGCGAGCAACCAAAUGGAAACACCGCUGGUCUUCAUCAACAACACUUUCAUGGAUAACAUCAGCAUAGAAAAUCAUACAAUUCAGACUGUAAGUGUGUUGGAUCCCUGGGAGUGUUUUCGUCACUGCGCUAAACACUGUGACUGCGUUGCGUUUCAAGUAAGUGAGAAAAUAUGUGAGCUCCUGGGCACGGACAUUGAUGGAGCCAUUGGAAAUCAGGUGAAAAAACCAGGAACACGUUUCUAUCAUAUGCAGCAAAAUGGUGUGAGGGAACAUUAUAGAUGCCUUAAUGGCUGUUGUCAACCAAACCCUUGCCUUAAUGGAGGCACAUGCGUAGAGAGUUGCGAUAACAUCAGGAAGCAAUACACCUGUGCUUGUCCACGAAAUUACCAGGGAAAGAGAUGUGAGAUAUUCCAUCCAAGAGUCAAAUCGUGCCAAUCUUAUAUAGAUCUGAAGCCAGAGUCUGAGUCAGGCGUUUACAACCUAAAUGAUACGGUUCAAACUUAUUGUGAUUUUGACUCCGAAGCCGGCAAAGUCUGGACUCUCAUCCAGUCAUUCUCUCUAGAAAAUAAGGCUUUUUACAAGCGAGAACCUUUUUACUUCAACUUCCCGAGAAACGAAACAAGAUUUAACUGGAAUGAUUUUCGAGUGUCAUAUCAAGCAAUGGUCAACAUCCGGGACAACUCGACGCAUUGGCGCGUGACGUGCAAUUUCCCAUCAGGCCUCGAUUUCACCGACUACGCACGCGCGACUCUCCAAGCCACGGAUAUCCUAACAUUUGUUAAUCAGGAUCGCUGUCGGAAGUACGAGUACAUCUCGGUUCGAGGACAAAGUUGUACGGAUUGCUCGGGGAUGAUUGUGCAGCGAGAUACACAACAUAUGCAUACUGACUCGUACUGGAGCGGGAGAAACGGUUGUUUCUGGGAUCCAAGAAUUGGCUCCGUUGUGGGCGAAGAUAAUUUUGGAUUCUAUAACACUAUCAAUACUCAACACAGUUGCACUGAAAAUUCUCUUUCCACCACGCAAUGGUGGCUGGGUGCUGGGCUCUAAAUCUGAGCCCACACUCCGGUAAGCGCGAAUCGUAGUGAAGCACGUGAACACAGUACAACGGCUAGAAUUCGGGCAUGCGCA